Messenger RNA from Trifolium pratense (red clover), 2177 nucleotides. RefSeq names its product probable ribosomal RNA small subunit methyltransferase B. The transcript has 17 exons. The coding region runs from base 100 to 1701 and encodes 533 amino acids. The record is from RefSeq and is a predicted model, not a curated record. Gene Ontology annotation, molecular function: RNA binding; rRNA methyltransferase activity. Gene Ontology annotation, biological process: RNA methylation; regulation of DNA-templated transcription; rRNA processing. NCBI's taxonomy places the organism in Eukaryota, Viridiplantae, Streptophyta, Magnoliopsida, Fabales, Fabaceae.
ACAAUUUUUAAUCUCACAAUUACCAAAAAAAAAGUCAAAUUUAGUCUUAAACCCCAAACACACCAUAUCCAAACUGCAAAGAACACUGAAAACACAAACAUGGCGAAAGUGGUGUACAUGUCUUUACCUUUCCUCUCAGAACCCCACAAAACCAUAGCUUCUUCUUCAUCACCAUCUUCUUCAAAACCAUUGAAGCUUCCUCAUAGAACACGCAGCACCAACAUAUCCAUUUCCUCAUCCACCAAUGGUUCUGCAAACCGUUCUGUUAAACCCCAGAAGUUUAAUUCAGAUAUUUCUCCUCACAGAGCUGUGUCAGCUGUGAGAUUGAUGAGAAUUGAACUUGGUGGUGCUUUUGCUGACCUUCUCAAUGAGAAAGGGAAAGGUUCUGGUGAAAAUGAGAUGGGUUAUGUUCAAAGAACACUUGGAUUUCGCACUCGAGAGUUAAAUAAUCAAGACCUUAGAUUGGUUACAGACAUUGUUGGGGGUGCAAUUCGUUGGAGGAGAUACCUUGAUCAUUUAAUCAGUUCACUAUGUCAUAUAAAAGAUAUAUCUAGUAUGGAACCUCUUCUCUUACAGAUUCUACGAAUUGGCGUCUAUGAGAUUGUGAAAUUAGAUAUGCCACCUUAUGCUGUUGUAGAUGAGAAUGUGCAGCUUGCCAAAGCUGCUCUCAGGCCGGGUGCUGGCAACAUGGUCAAUGGAAUCCUCCGAAAAUUAGUUGUGCUUAAGGAAAAAGAAAUGCUUCCGUUGCCCAAAGUGGAGGGCAAUGAUCGUUCUCAAGCACGUGCUCUGGCAACUCUCUACUCACAUCCAGUUUGGAUAGUGAGGAGAUGGACAAAGUAUCUUGGACAGGAAGAAACCAUUAAAUUGAUGAUAUGGAACAACAGUGAACCAAGUUUUAGCUUAAGAGCAAACCGAGCAAUAGGUUUUUCAAGAGACGACCUUGUGACACAGCUUAACGAAUUGAAGGUCCCACACAAGCUUUCAUUGCAUUUGGAUGACUUUGUUCGCAUCAAAACUGGGUUGCAGACUAUCAUUCAUGCCGGCCUACUCAAAAAGGGUUUAUGUUCUGUUCAGGAUGAGAGUGCAGGUCUGAUUGUUUCUAUUGUGGAUCCUCAACCUGGUGAAACCAUCGUUGAUUGUUGUGCUGCUCCUGGUGGAAAGACCCUCUACAUGGCCUCUCAUUUAAGUGGACAAGGUAUGGUAUAUGCAGUUGAUGUAAAUAGUGGUAGGUUGAGAAUUCUUAAAGAGACAGCAAAGUUGCACCAAGUAGAUGGUGUCGUUACCACCGUCCAUGCCGAUCUUCGUACAUUAACCGACGGUGAACCACUUAAGAGUAACAAAGUUUUGUUAGAUGCACCAUGCUCAGGACUUGGUGUUCUUUCAAAGAGAGCGGACUUACGGUGGAACAGGAAUCUAGAGGAUAUGGAACAAUUGAAAAACUUACAAGAUGAGCUCCUUGAUGCAGCAUCCACAUUGGUAAAACCCGGGGGAGUAUUAGUUUACAGUACGUGCUCCAUAGAUCCUGAAGAGAAUGAUGAGAGGGUAGCUGCGUUUCUAAUAAGACAUCCGGAUUUUCACAUUGAUCCUGUUGACAGAUAUGUUCCACCUGAUUUCGUGACGCCAAAUGGUUUCUAUUUCUCCAACCCGGUAAAACAUUCAUUGGACGGGUCCUUUGCAGCUCGUUUAGUACGCGCUUUAUAAAUGAAAAUUCAGGGAAGUCCUUGGUCAGUGGUCACUCUAUCUCGAAUUGGAUGACAUUCAAUGAAAAUCAAAAGAGGCUCGCUUACGAGCUGCUUCGGCGAUGGUUUGUCUCUUCAAUUCUUAAUGCUUUGAAAUAAAGCAUUUGCCAAAUUGCAUUCAAUUGGAUACCUCAUCACUUCCAUAACAUUCAUUCUGAUUUCUCUCCCAAGAAAAGAUAAAAGAAUGAGAUUAUCAGCAUGUCCUCUUUCAUCAGGCGAUUCCGGAUGACGAUGAUGAAUUGAAGAAAUUAUUAAUUUAUUGAUUAAUUAAUACCUCUUCUCUAAAUUAAUAAACUUGUAUAGUCCCAACAUUAUUGAUUCAUAGAGGCUUUACUGUAUUUUAGUCUUUAACAUCAAAUAAAUUUCUCUCUUCACAUUUGUAAUUUUAUGCACAUCAACAAGAUUACAAUAAUUUAUGUAUUUUUAAAGUUUGAUGCA